AUGCAGCGUUUUAAGAUUCUCGUUUGGAGUCGAGGCCUCAACAAUAUUGAAACUCAGGAUGCCCUAGUCAAUAUUGUACGACAGCAGAAUCCCAGCAUUGUUUUUCUUUCUGAAACCCUAGCUGCGCCUGAUCUGCUUACAGAGGUUCGUAGGAGGAUAGGGUUUGAUGGAGUCAUCUGCUCACCUCGAGAGGACGAUUGUCGGGGGCUUGGAUUGUUCUGGCGUAACGAGGUUCCGGUGCGUCUCCGGAACUACUCUGCAAAUCAUAUUGACGUCGAAGUUGGUGCUGUAGGUUCUGAAGGUGCCUUUCAAUUCACAGGAGUAUAUGGUGUAGCCACAGCGGCAAAUCAGAACAUCACUCGGAAUUUACUACGAACCCUAGCUAGACAGAUUCGUCUUCCAUGGCUAGUUGCUGGAGAUUUUAAUGAAAUCCUUUGUCUGGCUGACAAGUCUGGUGGUCCACCUCGCUGUGUAGCCCAGAUGAAUAGAUUCUGUCAAGCUUUGGUUGACUGUGAGUUGAUGGAUAUGGGGUCUGUUGGCUCUCACUAUAUAUACUUGGUCAAAUCGGUUUACAAAAGAAAGAUUGGACCGUGCGUGUCAGAAUUUCCAUUGGAGGGAGCUUUAUCCCUUUUCCCGGGUUAUCACCCUCCCUCUGAGCAGGUUAGCAGGAAAAUAAAGCAGAAUGGCAACUUAUUCCUUAGUUGGAAUACGAGGGUGUUCCAGCAGGGACAGGUUGAACUGAAACUUAUCCAAGGAAAACUGGAUGAGCUAAUGAAGACACACUAUGAGGCCUCUCAAUUUGAUGAGCAACGAGCACUGCAGACCAGACUGAACGAAUUGAUGUCUAUCAAUGAAACAUAUUGGCGGCAACGUUCAAAGAUACAAUGGCUUAGAGAGGUGGCUAUAGAGACAAUUCUUGAUUGUCUCCAAACUCGUGUUACUGAAGAUAUGAACUCAGAGCUCCUAGCCCCAUAUUUAGAUGAUGAGAUCAAAAGAGCCUUAUUUCAAAUGCAUCCCUCCAAAUCCCCUGGACCUGAUGGUAUGUCUCCAUGUUUCUUUCAAAAAUUUUGGGAUGUAGUGGAGUCUGAUGUUUGUAGGGCAGUCAGAGAAGUGCUUCUUACAGGGCAGAUUUCACAAGAGUCAAACUUCACUCAUCUUACUCUCAUCCCAAAGAUCAAAGAGCCAAAGCUUGCAUCUGAUCUGCGACCAAUUGCCUUAUGCAACGUGGUAUAUAGGAUUGCUUCCAAGGUUUUGGCUAACCGGCUGAAGAAGAUCCUUCUGCAAAUCAUAUCUCCAUUGCAAAGUGCUUUCGUUCCGGGACGACUCAUCUCGGAUAAUACUCUAGUGGCUACUGAGGUUGCUCACUUUAUGAAAAAGCUCAAAAGACAAGCAGAGGGUUUCUUUUCCUUGAAGCUUGAUAUCUCUAAAGCCUAUGAUAGACUUGAAUGGCAAUACUUGGAGGCCAUACUAUUGAAACUAGGUUUCUGCAAAAAAUGGGUGAAUAUUAAUAUGGCUACUGUCAAGUCUGUAAGUUAUUCUAUUUUGAUUAAUGGUACACCUACGGGCUUCAUUUUACCUACUAGGGGUAUUAGGCAAGGGGAUCCACUCUCCCCUUACCUAUUUAUCCUCUGUGCCGAGGGCCUCUCUGCUUUGAUUUCAUCUUCUGUUCAGCAUGGUUAUAUCGCAGGCUUGGUUAUGUCACCUUCUGCUCCUGUUAUCCAUCAUUUAUUAUUUGCAGAUGAUUGCUUUCUGUUUGGGGAAGCUUCUGUUAGAGAAUGUCAGGCCUUCAAUAAUAUUCUCUCUACCUAUGCUCAAGCUUCUGGUCAAAAGAUCAACCUUCAGAAAUCUAGUGUUGUUUUUAGUGGCAAUGUGGGGGUGCCCUCAAGUAACCAAUUAGCUACAGUUCUGGGUGUCAAAUGUGUUAAGGAGCAUGGUAUGUACUUAGGGCUACCUAUCCAUGUUGGACAUAAUAAAACAGCUAUAUUUGCAUACUUAAAGGAGAGACUCACCAAGAAAUUAUUAAGUUGGAGAUCCAAGAUUCUCAGUGCAGGAGGUAAGGAGUUGUUAAUCAAAGCUGUUGCUCAAACCUUACCUAACUAUGUUAUGAAUUGCUACUUGUUGCCAAAGUCUCUUUGUGACGAUCUUCAGCAGCUUUGCUCUCAAUUUUUUUGGGGAAGUACAAAUGAAAAGAAAAAGAUCCACUGGAGGUCUUGGGACAGAAUGUGUCUCCCAAAUGAACAAGGUGGUAUGGGGUUCAAACACUUACAUUCCCACGAUUUAGCCACAAUUUACCUUCAGAAAUCUAGUGUUGUUUUUAGUGGCAAUGUGGGGGUGCCCUCAAGUAACCAAUUAGCUGCAGUUCUGGGUGUCAAAUGUGUUAAGGAGCAUGGUAUGUACUUAGGGCUACCUAUCCAUGUUGGACAUAAUAAAACAGCUAUAUUUGCGUACUUAAAGGAGAGACUCACCAAGAAAUUAUUAAGUUGGAGAUCCAAGAUUCUCAGUGCAGGAGGUAAGGAGUUUUUAAUCAAAGCUGUUGCUCAAACCUUACCUAACUAUGUUAUGAAUUGCUACUUGUUGCCAAAGUCUCUUUGUGACGAUCUUCAGCAGCUUUGCUCUCAAUUUUUUUGGGGAAGUACAAAUGAAAAGAAAAAGAUCCACUGGAGGUCUUGGGACAGAAUGUGUCUCCCAAAUGAACAAGGUGGUAUGGGGUUCAAACACUUACAUUCCCACAAUUUAGCCAUGUUAUCCAAGCAAGGGUGGAGAAUUUUAUCCAAUCCUAAUUCAGUGGUGGCUCAGGUAUUCAAAGCUGUUUACUACCCUAAUGGAUCUUUUCUCACUGCGGACAGGUCUAUCACCCAUUCUUACUCAUGGAGGAGUAUUAUGGAAGCUCGUCCAAUACUUACAGCUGGUCUAUUUUGGCGUAUUGGGAACGGAACCUCUGUGAAUAUUUGGGAGGAUGAGUGA
Messenger RNA from Rosa chinensis, 2964 nucleotides. RefSeq lists its product as uncharacterized. Bases 1 to 2964 code for a protein of 987 amino acids. NCBI's taxonomy places the organism in Eukaryota, Viridiplantae, Streptophyta, Magnoliopsida, Rosales, Rosaceae. The transcript is spliced from 3 exons. The record is from RefSeq and is a predicted model, not a curated record.